Messenger RNA from Lotus japonicus, 1539 nucleotides. RefSeq lists its product as uncharacterized. The record is from RefSeq and is a predicted model, not a curated record. Bases 1 to 1539 code for a protein of 512 amino acids. The transcript has a single exon. Gene Ontology annotation, molecular function: zinc ion binding; nucleic acid binding. Lineage: Eukaryota; Viridiplantae; Streptophyta; Magnoliopsida; Fabales; Fabaceae.
AUGGACAUGGAGAGCGAGAGCGUCGAGAGUGGUGGCCAACCCACCGGGAAACCACCGGAACCUACGCGGAGACCCACGUUUAAAGAGAAAAUCCUUGGAAGAGAGACUGUUGAGAAGAACAAGCAGGUGCGCAACCUGGUUGAAGCAGGGAUCAUGAAAAAAGAACUCAUUGAUGGGAACAACUUCUUCCAAAUGUUUGACUUCCAGGACAAACAGGCCUACGAUGAGAUUUGCAAACCAUGGGUAGGCUGCUUGGUUGUUAAGCUAUUAGGAAGGCACAUUGGAUACAAGGUAUUGUGUGAUCGUCUGCGCAUGCUAUGGAAACCGGCUGGAGGUAUUGAGGUUCGUGAUAUCCAUCAUGGAUACUUUCUAGUGCAGUUUGAUCUCCAAGAUGAUCGAGAAAGAGCGAUGGCUGGGGCACCAUGGAUGAUCUAUGAUCACUAUCUUGCUGUAAAGCCAUGGACAUCGGACUUUGUUGCUGCCAACUCGAAAAUAAACACGACUGCUGUUUGGAUUCGCAUUCCUGGACUUGGCUUUCAAUUCUAUGAUGAGAGUAUCCUGGUUACGUUAGCUUCUGCAGUUGGGACCCCAAUCAAAGUCGAUAUGAACACAACAGAUAUGCAGAGGGGGAAAUAUGCUAGGAUAUGCGUUGAGAUCGACCUGAGCGAACCAGUAUUGGGGAGAGUUGGGCUAUGUGGAGUGUGGUACAACAUUGAAUAUGAGGGUCUUCACUUGCUAUGCUCGAAAUGUGGCUGUUAUGGUCACCUUGCACGUACCUGUACUGGGAAACCAGUCAAGCAGCCAGCGUCCCAAUCAAAACCGACGGCGAAUACGGCACCAGACACACCAGUGGCGGCGGCUGCAUCUCCAGGGAGUCAGGGACAACAGGGAACCCUAGAAUCUGAUCAUCAAAUGUCGGAUGGCAAGGAUACCGGCGUGAUUGGCGCAACCAUUGAAUACCCUCCCGCAGCACAUGGUGAUUGGAUGCUGGUUACCAAAAAAGGAUGGAAAAAUUUGAAUGCAAACCAAAAAAAACAGGCAUCGAAUAUUCAGAAACAGUUUCGAAUGCCAGGAGAGAAGUCAGGCGUGAAUAAAGGGGUGGAGAAACAGACACUUAAUGGGAAUAAAGAUCUGAUUCUGAGUGGGCCCAUGCAGUUUAAUGCUGGUUCAAAUAACACGAGUAUUGCUGUGAUUGGUGCUAACCAGAAAGGCAGGAAACGAGUGAGAAAAGAAACUGGUCAGGGCUCCCCAUCUGUUGAACGUGGUGAGCCAAUCACCCUCCCUGGGAUAACCCAUCAGCAAGGGAAGCAAGGCAAAGUUGCACCAGAAACCAGGAUGAUAGGAAACAAAAAAGUGUUUGUGUAUGGGGAUGGGACCAAAUCUACCAUGCAUAUGCAACACCAAGAAGGUAACCGUUACACCCUCCUAGAUGAUGAGGAUGACGUGCAAGGAGAUGCCAUGGCUAUCCAGGUUGUUGGGGCAGCACCCUAUGACCCAGGAGCUCACAACGUUGGAGCGUCCUCGCUGGGCACCUCGUGA